CGCCACUCUGCUCAUGCUGAAUGGUUAUUCUUUCUCCAACCCCUCCCCGUUGCCAGGAGGCGAACGCUGGUUCUGCUCGGGCAGGACUAAGUGGAAGUGCUCGGUCUGUCUCCACGUCAAUGAUGAUUAUGAGCUGCUGAACUAAUAACUCUGGACAAUGGUAUCUCCAGGCUAGCAUUCCGAGAAUACACGUUCAGUAACCCAACAAUAGUGGCUCACGGGACCUCGUGGAGAUGCUCGGGCCGAACCGCCUACUCUUGCAAGUUGAAUUAGACCAGCAGUUAGAACUGGAAGUACUAGCCCAGUAUGAGGAACAAUUAGUAGAACAACUAGAGGAAGUGGAACCCGAAGAAAUAGUAGAAAUGGAUGAAGAUUGCGAAGAUGUUGCUCUUUUUGUACAAUCUCGCAAAGGACACACUAUACUUCAAUAUGGCGGCCAUAGAUAUAGAAAGGCGUAUAGGUCCAAACAUGGCAUUAGAUGGAACUGUUCUACAGACAAGGGAUGUCCGGCGUUCCUUUAUCUAAAUGACCAUGAUGAGAUCAUCAUGUCCAACAAGAUUCACAAGCACAGCCUUCCUUCAAUGAGAAUAUCGACACGGAUCAAACUGACACAGCAGUCGUCAUCACGUCUCGCAAAGGCAAGGAGAUGCUUCUCUUCCGGCAAUACACCUACCGCCGUCAAUACACCAAACCUAACAGAACCAGAUGGGUCUGCUCCACGCUCAAGAACUGCCGGGCUUGUGUCUUCACUGACGAUGAUAACUUCAUCACUUCGGCUUUUGAAGAGCACUGCCAUGACCCGCCUAAAUAUUACCUUAAACCGGAUCAUGUGCUAGGAGCGAUAAGGGAACCUAUUGUUGACAGUUAGAUUUCUUAAUAGUAGUUAAUGUAAUGAAAUGGGUUGGACUGUACUUUAUUUAAUUCUUAACAUGACAUCUUAACAUCAAAGUGCACUCGAAUAGACACUGAUGAUUUAGUUGCAGGUUCUACAGAAUCUUGAGACUCCUUACAAGCGUCAUAAAUAUAUUGACAAAAUGGUUAACAUAUUUUCAAGUUUAUGUCGUACAUUUAAUUGUGCAUAUAAUUUAAGUUGCCAAUUUUUUUACUUGUAAUUUUUGCAUGUAAGAUAUUUUAGUUGUAUACCUGAGGUAUAAUAUUGUACUAUGUUUGGUUUGGUUUAAUUAAGGGGAUCAAUAAUGAGGUUUCAUUUUGUAAAUAUCAACGGAAGUUAAUAUUGUUUACAA
Molecule: messenger RNA, 1244 nt
Organism: Leguminivora glycinivorella
Lineage: Eukaryota; Metazoa; Arthropoda; Insecta; Lepidoptera; Tortricidae
Exons: 4
Coding region: 234-836 (200 amino acids)
Source: RefSeq, a predicted model, not a curated record